AUGGGGCGAGCAAGGGCAGCCACCACGGGGGAGGGGGGAUUCCCAAGUGUCUUCAGUCCCAGCCCUCCUUUGCACCUCAGUCUAGUGCUGCCCUGGGGAGCCCCUCCUCCUCUUGGGGGCUUCGUGCCACGCCCCCAGGCUUUCCUUGCCUCCCACAGUGCGGCAGUCCUCACUAGCCUCUCUCCCUCCCUCCUUGUAGAGGCGGGCUGCAGAGCCCAGCGGCUAGCUCGCAGCGGCAUCUCGCUGGUGGUCCUGGGCCACUUGACCUUGGUGGUGGGGGCCAUCAUCCACGGCUCCCUCCUGCGCCAUGUGGCCCGGCCCGCACACACCAUCACCUCAGAGUAUGCUGUGGCUAAUGUCGUUGCAGUGGCUGCUGGGCUCUUGAGCAUUGUUGCCGGCUUCCUGGCGAUCCUGGUGUCCCGGAGCUUCUCCCACCAUUGCCUGCCUUGGAUCCUGGUUGUUAUCUCCCUGGCAAAUGUCCUGAUCUCAGGAGCCUGCUGCGUGGGGCUGGCACUUGCCAUCUCCCUCACUGUUGUCAACAGUGGCCAUCAUCACUUUACCGGUUGCAACAGUUCUGCCCUUCCAGCUGAUGCCCGCACUGUGAUAACAAACGAGUGCGCUUUUGACACUACCCACAUCUAUGACACAGCACUGGUCCUCUGGCUUCCUUCCUUGUUGAUGGCAGCAGUGGAAGCUGGUUUGUCUGCCUGGUGUUGCACAGCCUCCCUCUCUCUCUGUGGAACUGGGCCCUCUUCAGUCUCCUACAAAGUGGCCCUGCUUCAGCUUGCCUGGAUGGGGCAGAUCGAGGGCGGCAGCGAGAAUGAGACUGUGCAGGCACACCAGCAGGAGCGCCAGAUUGACUCCACCCGUGUACCAUGUAGUUCUGAUCUCACGUUCACCCAGCCCAGUCCUGAUAAGAUGCAGUGA
Messenger RNA from Rhineura floridana, 927 nucleotides. Its product is annotated as keratinocyte-associated protein 3-like. The record is from RefSeq and is a predicted model, not a curated record. Bases 1 to 927 code for a protein of 308 amino acids. The transcript is spliced from 2 exons. Lineage: Eukaryota; Metazoa; Chordata; Lepidosauria; Squamata; Rhineuridae.